Messenger RNA from Cyclocybe aegerita, 594 nucleotides. NCBI's taxonomy places the organism in Eukaryota, Fungi, Basidiomycota, Agaricomycetes, Agaricales, Hemipholiotaceae. The record is from the annotation of a GenBank genome assembly.
AUGUCGUUGUGUGUAGUAUUCUGCACCACGGAUAUUCCCGCUUAUAUCUUGAACUCAUUUCUACGGCGCACAGUAGAACAUUUGAAGAGAGAAUAUUCCUUCUGCGCUGACGAGAAGGCCGAAGAUUGCGUCCUGAUCCUUACAUCCGACAACAUCGCCUCCGCCCAGCCUUCCACACUGCCAAUGAAGACCUUCCAAUCUCCUUUCCUUGGAAAGACAGUCGAAGAGCUCCGCGAUUGGUUCACCCUCAACAUCACCAACAAGAGGGUGCCCACAAAGUCAAAGUCGUGCAUGCCGUACUGCUUCAUCGUCCUCGACCAGCGCAGUGUGAAGGAUGAAACGUGCGUGUUUGCGAGCACGCAGGGAGGGCGGUUGCAGCAUCUCCGAUCCGAUUUCUACGUUGCGUAUGAUAACGCUAUGCAGUGCACCGAGAAGCAGAGGAUUGACGAAGGCGUGAUUGGGCAGUUUUUAAGGAGCGGUGUGGUCAUGACCAGGGAAAGGUUGAAGUUGGCGUUGGAUGGCGGAUUGUACAUUGAAGGAGGGGAAGUUAAGGAAGAUCAAGACUUUUUGGAUGCUCUAAACGAACAACAGUGA